AUGUCGUCGGACGUCUACUACAGUGAUGAUGUGGUGGAGAGGAGCUCCUUCCCAUUGGACAUCGACAACGUCCACCUGCUGCUGCAGGUGGAACAAGUACAGAUUCAGAAAAGGACCUUCACAAACUGGGUCAACGCUCAGCUGGGAAAGAGGAGGCCGCCAUGCAUGGUCGCCGAUCUGUUCAGGGAUUUCUGCGACGGCUCCAAACUGCUGGACCUGCUGGAGACGAUGAGCGGCCAGCGCUUCAGUCGGGAGAGAGGCAGAGGGACGUUUCAGCACAGGAGCAACAUUGAGAAAGCUCUCUCCUUUCUAAAGAAUAAAUCGAUCAGACUAGUCAACAUAAACAUUCCUGACAUCAUGGAUGGUAAACCGUCCAUCAUCCUCGGCCUCAUAUGGACGAUCAUCCUGCAGUAUCACAUCGAGGAGUUGGCCAGCAGCCUCUCGUUCAGCUCCCGUCAGUCGUCCAUGGAGUCUCUGGCCAGUCUGGACUCGCGCUCCACCCUGUCGAGUCGCUCGGCCAGCAGCAGCCCCGUUCCUCCCAGAGCCUCGCCGCUGCACAACCGCUUCAAGGUGUCUGCCAAGAAGGCCCUCUUGCUCUGGGUCCGGGAACAGUGCCACAAAGCUGGCUGUUCAAUCAAUGUGAAAGACUUCAAGGCGAGCUGGAGGAGCGGAGUGGUGUUUCUGGCGAUCUUGUACGCUCUGCGGUCCGACUUGGUGGAUCUGUCCAAAGCCAGAACCAGAAGCAACAGGCAGAACCUGGAGGAGGCCUUUCGCGUUGCGGAGAAAGAGCUGCGGAUCCCCAGACUGCUGGAUCCUGCUGACAUGUGCUGA
Messenger RNA from Scomber scombrus (Atlantic mackerel), 831 nucleotides. Its product is annotated as nesprin-2-like. The transcript has 8 exons. The record is from RefSeq and is a predicted model, not a curated record. Gene Ontology annotation, cellular component: cytoplasm; meiotic nuclear membrane microtubule tethering complex; nuclear outer membrane. Bases 1 to 831 code for a protein of 276 amino acids. NCBI's taxonomy places the organism in Eukaryota, Metazoa, Chordata, Actinopteri, Scombriformes, Scombridae. Gene Ontology annotation, biological process: nuclear migration. Gene Ontology annotation, molecular function: actin filament binding.